GCGAUGGCGGCAGGAGGACAAAGGCAGGAAGACGGAGCGUGAGCUCAAUGCUCUUGGUUGUUUAACUACAACGUAAGGGUGACGACUGCGUCAGAGUCGUCGCACUCCCAGCACGAUGUGCAAAGCUCGAGCUCAUGACCGAAGUGCAGCUCCUAAACCUGGUUGGCCUCGGUGUUCAACGAUACGAUCAAAGAAAAGCAAGAGAUCUCAUAGAGGUGUGUUGCAAACCAGUCGAGGCAAGGUAAACCGUAAGCAGCCGAAGGCUGGACAGUAUCCAGCUAACUUCUCUCCCUAUAAAAUGACGGGGGCAAAGGUUCAUUUUACUUGCCUAGAUCAACAUGAAAUCAAGGAGGAUGUUCAAUUGAUACGCGAGAGGACGAGGCAAGAGUUCAAGUCUAUCUACUUUGAAGAAAGCAAUAUGUCGGCCUAUGACUCAAGUAUGGGCAUCUAUGCUCAUGGAAAUGCAACAGAUACUUCUAAUGCUGGGGUCAACUGUCAAGGAGAAGGGACAUGGGGGUGUGCCGGCAACAUGGACGCGAAGGCAGGGAAUGAAGCAAAGAAGAGAGGUGUCAAACAGACUCAUAUGCUGCCAAAGAGGAAGCAUACAUGUCAUGAUAAGCCAGUGUCAUUCGGGAUAUGCGACCACAACCCCUGGUCCUUCCUAAUGUCCAAUACUCAACAACAGGCAUACCUUAGCCCAAUCAUCAUUUGAAUUGUAGACACAAUAGUAUCAUCAUGUGGACUUCUCCUGCUGUGACUGUCUAUAGAUCAACUUAUGUAUUAUGUAUGAUUCGAGCAUGCUAUCCAUAAUCCAAUGAAUCCGGCUCAGGCAUCUUGCAGACUUGAGUGAUAAGAAUUAACAAAGUAGGAUUCCAUCAUGUUGGAUAUAUUGUUGUCGAACAUAAUAAACAAGCAUCUAAGGAUU
Messenger RNA from Guillardia theta CCMP2712, 925 nucleotides. RefSeq lists its product as hypothetical. The transcript has a single exon. Lineage: Eukaryota; Cryptophyceae; Pyrenomonadales; Geminigeraceae. Bases 299 to 712 code for a protein of 137 amino acids. The record is from RefSeq and is a predicted model, not a curated record.